This is a messenger RNA of Halichondria panicea, 1770 nucleotides long. RefSeq names its product transcription intermediary factor 1-beta-like. The record is from RefSeq and is a predicted model, not a curated record. The coding region runs from base 130 to 1620 and encodes 496 amino acids. The transcript has 2 exons. NCBI's taxonomy places the organism in Eukaryota, Metazoa, Porifera, Demospongiae, Suberitida, Halichondriidae. Gene Ontology annotation, molecular function: zinc ion binding.
GAAUUCCUAGCAAAUACUCCACAACAAAGGCAGGGACACCACCAUUAUUUUAGGCAGCCUAUUUAAUAGGCAACGCAUAAGGUCAGUAUCAGAUUAGUUCAGCAGAUCCAGAGAUCUAGAGAAUGAGCAAUGGCGGAGAGUGCAGUGAAAGAAGAGCUGAAAUGUUCCAUUUGCUUGGAUAAUUUCAAGAAUCCCAAAGUGUUGCCGUGUUGUCACAGCUUCUGUCUCCAUUGUCUGGAGGGAGCUCAUGAGAGAACCAAGCACAAGAAAAACCUAACCUGUCCUCAGUGCAAGGCUAAACAGCAGGUUCCUAUCAAUGGUCCCUGUGGUUUCCCCGAUGACUACACCCUUGCCAAUGAAAAACAAGCUACUACAACCACACCAGUUUGUGAGCAAUGUGACGAUAGCAACAAACCAGUGGCGUACUGCCACACCUGCUCAGACUACCUGUGUGAAGAGUGCUUGAAAGAUCACAAAAGAGUAAAAGCUCUUCGAGAUCACAAGACAGUCAAUAUCACUCCUGGAAACGCUCUUGAUAUCGAGCCCCGGUCAAAGAAAAGCUAUUCGUGUAGUAUUCAUCCCGAAAAACCACUAGAGCUUUACUGCAAGAGUUGUAAGAGCUUGGCCUGCCUCCUGUGCUUUGUGGGGCUACACAACGGCCAUGACAUUGGAAGAAUGAAUGGUAAAGCAAGACAAGAAGUGGAAAAAACUAUCAACAAUCUUGUGAAAGAAACAGAUUCCAAAUUGACAGAAUUCAAAGACAAUUUAAAAUACGUCUCUGCCCUUGCAAAGGAAAAAACAGAAGUUUCAACUCCACUCAAAGUUGAAGUCGAUAAGAAGGUUGACUUUCUCAUCCAACAACUUGAAGCAAGGCGUAAAGAACUACACAAGGAGAUUGACGAUGCUUGUACGGAAGUCCUCAAAGAGCUAUGGGCGCAAAAAGAAUACCAUGAGACAGCCAUUACGAGCAUGGAGGGUGCUUUGAGCUUUGCCAGAAGAGCUCUAGCCUGCAAGGAAGACACGGAACUACUGGCCCUCUGUGCACAAAUCACCUCCAGACUGAAAGACCUGAGUCAGCUGAAAUUUGACAGUCGAGCCAUAGAGAAAAUCGAAAUAACAACCCUCGAAUUCAAAGAAAGUAAUGAACAAAUGCCUGUAUUUGCACAGCCUUUGGGGAAAGUUUCUAAAAUGGGAAGGUCACCAGUCGGUGCUAAACUUGUUGGGAAAUUACGAUCAACAGCUGCUACGCCAACCAUACAAGUCACCACCGAUAAACAAGAAAAUCGUGUCCUAUGUCCUUUGGAUGAAAACGCUUGCAUUCAAGUUACAGCAAGAGUGAAUAUGAAUGGAAACAAUCCUGCUCUAAAAAACACAAAACUAACCAUUUCAGUCGAAUCAAAUGUGGGUUUUGGUAAUACUAGACGCCAACCAGCACUUUUAUACGGUGCUGAACAAUUGCAAAUAGAUACUCAAGAGAAUGCUCAACCCAAUAGUUGGACAGUGAUAGUCAAGCCUAAAAGUAUCGGGGAAUGCAGAGUAAUAUUUCGAGUACGUGGGAAAUAUGGAGACACACAUCUGAAUGGUAGUGCUGAACAUAUUGUUGAAGCAUACAACAUUUAACUUUGUUGAACUCCUAAACGCAUUUGACAGAGAGUAUAAUUGUGCAAUUAACUCAGUUUAUAUCGUGCACGUAAUUAUUAAACUACGCAACAAUUAUUAUGCAGCACAUAAAUUAUAAUCAAGCAAAGACUGUGUGAUACAUUAUACUCA